CUGCGCGGGUCCGGGCCAGGUGCCGAGGUGCACGGAACCGCAGCGUGGAGGCUCCUGGAGCUCGCAGCCUUCCGCCAUGCCCUCCUACACGGUCACAGUGGCCACCGGCAGCCAGUGGUUCGCUGGCACCGACGACUACAUCUACCUCAGCCUCGUGGGCUCUGCGGGCUGCAGCGAGAAGCACCUGCUGGACAAGCCCUUCUACAACGACUUUGAGCGCGGCGCGGUUGAUUCUUAUGAUGUGACAGUGGAUGAAGAACUGGGCGAAAUCCAGCUAGUCAAAAUCGAGAAGCGCAAGUAUUGGCUCCAUGACGAUUGGUACCUGAAGUACAUCACGCUGAAGAUGCCCUGUGGAGAUUACAUUGAGUUCCCUUGCUACCGCUGGAUCAGCGGUGAGGGCGAGAUUGUCCUGAGAGACGGACGUGCAAAGUUGGCCUGCGAUGACCAAAUUCACAUUCUCAAGCAGCACAGACGUAAAGAGCUGGACACACGGCAAAAACAGUAUCGGUGGAUGGAGUGGAACCCUGGCUUCCCUUUGAGUAUUGAUGCCAAAUGUCACAAGGAUUUACCCCGAGACAUCCAGUUUGAUAGUGAGAAGGGCGUGGACUUCGUUCUGAACUACUCUAGAGCGAUGGAGAACCUGUUCAUCAACCGCUUCAUGCACAUGUUCCAGUCUUCCUGGAGCGACUUCGCCGAUUUUGAGAAAAUCUUCGUCAAGAUCAGCAACACUAUUUCUGAGCGGGUCAUGAACCACUGGCAGGAAGACCUCAUGUUUGGGUACCAGUUCCUGAAUGGCUGCAACCCGGUGUUGAUCCAGCGCUGCACCAAGCUGCCCGAGAAGCUCCCUGUGACCACAGAGAUGGUGGAGUGCAGCCUGGAGCGGCAGCUCACUUUGGAGCAGGAGGUCGAGCAAGGGAACAUCUUCAUCGUGGACUUUGAGCUGCUGGAUGGCAUCGAUGCCAACAAAACAGACCCUUGCACCCUGCAGUUCCUGGCAGCACCCAUCUGCUUGCUAUACAAGAAUCUGGCCAACAAGAUUGUCCCCAUUGCCAUCCAGCUCAACCAAAUCCCAGGAGAUGAAAACCCGAUUUUUCUCCCUUCGGAUGCAAAAUAUGACUGGCUUCUGGCCAAAAUCUGGGUGCGCUCCAGUGACUUCCACAUCCACCAGACCAUCACCCACCUUCUGCGCACACACCUGGUAUCUGAGGUUUUUGGCAUUGCCCUGUACCGCCAGCUGCCCGCCGUGCACCCCAUUUUCAAGCUUCUGGUGGCACACGUGCGGUUCACGAUCGCCAUCAACACCAAGGCCCGCGAGCAGCUCAUCUGCGAGUACGGCCUCUUUGACAAGGCCAACGCCACAGGGGGCGGUGGGCACGUGCAGAUGGUGCAGAGGGCCAUGCAGGACCUGACCUACACCUCCCUGUGCUUCCCUGAAGCCAUCAAAGCUCGGGGAAUGGACAGCACAGAGGACAUUCCCCACUACUUCUACCGGGACGACGGGCUCCUGGUGUGGGAGGCCAUCAAGACGUUCACGGCCGAGGUGGUAGGCAUCUACUACAAGAGUGACCAGGUGGUGGUAGAGGACCAGGAGCUGCAGGACUUCGUGAAGGAUGUGUAUGUGUACGGCAUGCGGGGCAAGAAGACCUCAGGUUUCCCCAAGUCCAUCAAGACCAGAGAGAAGCUGUCGGAGUACCUAACGGUAGUGAUCUUCACAGCCUCAGCCCAGCAUGCAGCGGUGAACUUUGGCCAGUAUGACUGGUGCUCCUGGAUCCCCAAUGCCCCCCCAACCAUGCGGGCCCCCCCACCAACAGCCAAGGGUGUGGUCACCAUCGAGCAGAUCGUGGAUACGCUGCCAGACCGUGGCCGCUCCUGCUGGCAUCUGGGCGCAGUGUGGGCACUAAGCCAGUUCCAAGAAAAUGAGCUAUUCCUGGGCAUGUACCCAGAAGAGCAUUUCAUCGAGAAGCCUGUAAAAGAGGCCAUGGCCCGAUUCCGCAAGAACCUUGACACCAUCGUCAGCGUGAUUGCUGAGCGCAACAAGAACAAGAAGCUGCCAUAUUACUACUUGUCCCCAGACCGGAUUCCCAACAGCGUGGCCAUCUAAGUCGCCACCUGAGCCAAGUCUCACGUGCACACAGUCAGCUGCUCGCGGGCAGGCUCAGCACCCAGACUCCAGGCUGCCCAGGCGGAUUGGCUCACAGGGGCCCCAGGGCAGGACCUCCUGGCAGCUUGCUCUCCUGAGGCUGCUUCGGUUCCUCAGGCCCCAGGCUGACUGGCUUCAAACCAAAGGCUGCCCAGGUUGGGCUAUGUUAUGCCUCAGCUUCAGUGCAUUUUCCAGUCUGUUCCUCAAUCUUUAGUGAAUCCCAUACUUUGAUCCAAGUGGGUACACUGCAGGGACCCAUCCUACACAGAGCAGGACGAUGUUGCUUCCUGCCCCAUGCCUCGCUCAGUGCUUCCACACCGGGCAGGAACAAGAAGUCAGGACAACUGAUAGAUGUUUGUUCUUGUUGAGAGGCAUGGAAUGAUUAUUUUCUGUUUAUGCUUCAUCUAAUUUCUUGCACAUAGUAAGUGCCCAAAUAAAUCCUUGUGGAAUGAAUGAAUUGGUUGUCAUAAAAAUAAAGGAGUGCAUUUAGAACAA
Molecule: messenger RNA, 2635 nt
Organism: Callorhinus ursinus (northern fur seal)
Lineage: Eukaryota; Metazoa; Chordata; Mammalia; Carnivora; Otariidae
Gene: ALOX5
Product: arachidonate 5-lipoxygenase
Biological process (GO): lipid oxidation
Molecular function (GO): protein binding; iron ion binding; oxidoreductase activity, acting on single donors with incorporation of molecular oxygen, incorporation of two atoms of oxygen
Source: RefSeq, a predicted model, not a curated record